Fukomys damarensis (Damara mole-rat) is the source of this 1512-nucleotide messenger RNA. It is a transcript of the gene Tcim, whose product is annotated as transcriptional and immune response regulator. Gene Ontology annotation, cellular component: cytosol; nucleus. The record is from RefSeq and is a predicted model, not a curated record. NCBI's taxonomy places the organism in Eukaryota, Metazoa, Chordata, Mammalia, Rodentia, Bathyergidae. Gene Ontology annotation, molecular function: Notch binding. The coding region runs from base 250 to 567 and encodes 105 amino acids. The transcript has a single exon. Gene Ontology annotation, biological process: negative regulation of Notch signaling pathway; endothelial cell activation involved in immune response.
AAAGAAAUACCAACAGCCCUGGCUGUGAUCACUGAAGACAGAUUCCAGCAGUGUUUUACCCAAGAACAAAAUACUGGCAACUCAACUGUUAAAGCUGUCUGUGACUGUUCUUCCUUGAGAUCACUCUGAUGUCACCAGUGUAAUCUGAGCCCGGAGCUUUUGUUCACACUUUAAAUAGCAGUGCUGGAAUGAUUUUGCCACAGACUCUCUGGAGAGCCAGGAGCUGAAUUCCGGGAGAUCCCCACACCCAUGAGAGCAAAGAGAAGCCAACAAGCCGUCAUGUCCACGUCGCUGCGAGUUAGCCCGUCCAUCCACGGCUACCACUUCGACACGGCCUCUCGUAAGAAAGCUGUGGGCAACAUCUUUGAGAAUAUAGACCAAGAAUCACUACAGAGGCUCUUCAAAAACUCUGGAGACAAGAAAGCAGAGGAGAGAGCCAAGAUCAUCUUUGCCAUAGAUCAAGAUUUGGAGGAGAAAACUCGAGCCCUGAUGGCCCUGAAGAAGAGGACGAAGGACAAGCUUUUCCAGUUCCUGAAGCUAAGGAAAUAUUCCAUCAAAGUUCACUGAGGACCACAGCACCGAUGAGGACUUCCUCCAAGAACGAGCACUGAAAGACCCAGUGCCGAGAGAGGCAGCGUGCUGUGGCUGCCUUCUAAGCUUCUGUCCUGUCAGAACUCCGAGGUGGACGGCGAGGUGGACAGGUGCAGAACUGACUGGCUGCCUUCAGCCCCACGUGGCCACAGUGGUGAACAAAAUGGUUUCAUCAAGGAUCUGAGAACUCUCCCGGCCGGCCAGGACUGGGGCUGGUGGCUGAGGCUGGCCGGCUGUGAGACCCGAGACUGCAGAUGCUGGGAAGACACACGUGUGGGGCUGCCCUCGGGCCCCGGAACUCACACUCAAAAGAACUGCUUCUUUCUCCUCUUUUUUCUUUUGGUUCUUAUUUUGUUUUUAAAACCAAACCAGGUAGGCAGGCAGAGGGGAGAGGGAGAACAGAGAGGGAAUUCUAAGCAUAAAUGGUUUACUGAAUUAUUUUUAUCUGAAUGUAAACUGGGGUCAAGCCUCAGUGUUAUCUGUCGGUGUAGAUUUUUAAGGACCAGUUGUUGAUUGUUUAUUUGCACUUAUUACAUGGCCUGCAGUGCACCACAUAGGUGCUAAGUGCAAAUGGAAGGAACUGUGCUAUCUUCUGCAGCUCAGUAAACCUAACGCCACCUCCUGGCUUAUUGUAAAGGGGUCUUUAUAAUUUUCAAACCACUGCCCAAAUCUAAAAUAAUGGUGUUCUUUAGAAGUCUGAAGUACUGUGAAAAAAAAUUAUAGUUUUGUAUCUUCUGACUAAUGUUAAGAUAUCAUCUAAGUAUAUUUCUUACAGUUACUGUAAUAAGCAUUAGAAAGUGAAUUUGAUACAGUUUAUAAAGAUGCUAUGGUUUCUAUAAUUUAUUAUACACGGCAGGUGAUAUGUAACCUUGUAAUAAAUUAUUAUAAACUCAGAUGUUCUUGGUCUGUGGUGGUUGGUCU